AUGAUGUUGUUGAUGUUACCACAACAACUCGAGAAACUCACUCAAACUUGGCUCGAGAAGGAACGAUCUGGAGGAGAUUUGGCGACUGGAUGGGGAAAUCAGGAAGCGCAUGUCGUUGUCACAAUCACUCAUUUGGAAGUGGAGUUUAUCAAAGAUUUCUUGACUGAAUUUUAUGCUCAUCCGGAGAAUCAGUUGAAACUCUGCAUCCUUUUAUCCCCAUCAGAACUGGAUAACCAAAUGAGAAUGUUGCUGAAAAUUCCCCUUUGGUCACAACGAGUGAAAUACGUGAGAGGCAGUGCGCUGAGGGAUGAGGAUUUGGAGAGAGCUCGAGUCAGCACGGCAAAAGCGUGCUUUAUUCUGUCGGCUCGACACGUGCAAAAGAAGAUCACAACGGACGAACACACAAUCCUCCGCUCUUGGGCCAUCAAGGAUUUUGCGCCUCAAGUCCCGCAAUAUGUUCAAAUCUUUCGACCUGAGACAAAAAUGCAUUUGAAUCAUGCUGAAGUUUGCACUGUUGCCAUGGAUGUUCCACAUUUGGAAUCAGGAGGAAACAAUGUGAAACGAGAGAAACGAAAGAGGAUUGGAUUGUUGAGAAAAGCAAAGCAAACGGACGAGAUGAGACUGAUUGAGGUGGAGAACAAUAUCGAUCGACGACCGUCUGUCGGAAUCGUCGCUGAGAACAACGAAUCCACCUCUACAUCAAGCGAUGAAGAUGAGAAUCGCUGUGAUCGAUGUCUCAAUGCCGGCAGGGUUCGAUGUAUUCAAUCAGAAACCGAACGCUCGUUUCCGAAGCGAAAAACCUACAUCGGAGCCAGUCCCACAGCUUGCUCCCAUUUCCCUUAUGUCUCGGCAAAUAAAUACAAAUGGCAAAACUCGGCAAUCAUCCUGGCUGCCGAUCGAGUCUCAUCCGGAAUGUACAAUUUGAUCAUCCCUCUGAGAGCCUACUAUCGACCAGUGCACGAUCUUCGUCCAAUCGUUUUGUUAUUGGAACAAGAAGGCGGAGAAGAUCCAGAUCCCGUUUUUCUUGAUGUCAUUUCCUAUUUCCCGGAUAUUUAUUGGAUGCCUGGAAGGUUAUCAAGUUUGGACAGUCUCCUCAAAGCCGGCGUUUGUCAAUCGGAGAACGUGGUUGUGGUGAGAGAAACGGCUGUGGUUGGAGAGGAACACUUGGCGGAUUCAACCACGAUCAUUACUGUGCAGAAAAUUCACUCCUGGUUCCCGGCUCUCCGUAUCGUCACCGAGUUGACCCAUACAAGUAACAUGAGAUUUAUGAUGUUCAAUCCGCACGAUCCCUACUCGCUUCAACAAAGCAAAUUUGAAAAGAAAGAACGCAGGCGUGGCUCCAACAUGCCUUACAUGUUCCGUUUGCCUUUUGCUCAAGGUGGGUGUCUUCUCAGCAAACAUGUUGGACAGAUUGUUGUAUCAGUCUAUCAUCAAGCCAUAUCUCGUGAGCUUGACUCGGCUCUUCUUGGGAAUCGAUCAGAAUCCGGGAAGUGGAUAUUUGGCAUCGUUCGAAAUCAC
Mesorhabditis belari is the source of this 1518-nucleotide messenger RNA. The record is from the annotation of a GenBank genome assembly. Lineage: Eukaryota; Metazoa; Nematoda; Chromadorea; Rhabditida; Rhabditidae.